CCCCAGAAGCAAGUCCGAAAUUCCAAACCCACCAGCUAAAGCAAACGCGGCAGCGGCGUUGCAGAGCAGUUGGUCGCCACCGUCACGUUGGAGGUUGGACUCCCCCGCCCCCGUGCUGCUCUCCCCAUCCCCUUCCCUCGCCGGAGAAGCAGCCGCAGGAGGAGGCCAUGGCGGGGAGGUACGACCGCAACCCGUUCGAGGAGGACGACGUCAACCCCUUCGCGGGAGGAAGUGUACCUCCUGCUUCUAAUUCCCGGAUGCCACCUCUUCCUCAUGAACCAGCGGGCUUCUAUAAUGAUAAUGCCACAGUAGACAUACCUCUUGAAUCAACUAAGGACCUAAGUAAAAAGGAGAAAGAACUGCGGGCAAAGGAGGCUGAGCUAAACAAACGGGAAAGGGAACUGAAAAGAAGGGAGGAAGCUGCAGACAGAGCUGGUAUUGUCAUUGAAGAGAAAAACUGGCCACCCUUUUUGCCCAUUAUUCAUCAUGACAUUUCAAAUGAGAUACCAAUUCACCUACAAAGGAUGCAGUACCUGGCAUUUUCUUCACUGUUGGGAUUGACAGCCUGUCUUUUUUGGAACAUCAUUGCAACUACAGCAGCAUGGAUUAAAGGAGAAGGUGUUAUGAUCUGGUUGCUAGCCAUUAUCUACUUCGUCUCAGGUGUCCCUGGGGCCUAUGUGCUAUGGUAUCGCCCACUUUAUAAUGCGAUGAGGACUGAAAGUGCUUUGAAGUUUGGGUGGUUUUUCUUGUUUUACCUGCUCCAUAUACUAUUCUGUGUCUGGUCAGCUGUGGGUCCUCCAUUUCCUUUCAAAGGAAAAUCCUUGACUGGGAUUUUGCCGGCUAUUGAUGUCAUAGGCAACAGCGCUAUUGUGGGGAUAUUUUACUUCAUUGGAUUUGGGCUGUUCUGCCUUGAAUCGCUGCUCAGCAUUGUUGUUAUUCAGCAAGUAGGCAUGUACUUCCGUGGAAGUGGAAAAGCUGCAGAAAUGAAACGUGAGGCAACCCGUGGUGCUUUGAGAAAUGCAUUUUGAUAGAGCGGCCGAGUCGAGUGGAAGAGAAAAUGGGCCUGGAAACGGCAUCUUGUACAUCCCUAUACAUAUGCUGUGCGUCUCUGAGAUGACUUGUAGCUAAAGAUCUUCUUGCCUUCCUGUAAUAUAUACCGCCUAUCUAUCUCUUUACCUAGGUUCAGAUAUGCUUAUAGGUAACUAAUUUUUUUGAGAUAUACAUUUGCCUGCCUUAACAACUUGCGAGAUCAUCGUUGUUCUUUUGAUCCUGAGUGAUUCUUUGCACCGCUGGAAAUCAUUUGGUUUUGACCUUGUCAAA
Messenger RNA from Phragmites australis (common reed), 1320 nucleotides. Its product is annotated as secretory carrier-associated membrane protein 2-like. Gene Ontology annotation, biological process: protein transport. The transcript is spliced from 12 exons. Gene Ontology annotation, cellular component: recycling endosome membrane; trans-Golgi network membrane. Bases 168 to 1028 code for a protein of 286 amino acids. The record is from RefSeq and is a predicted model, not a curated record. Lineage: Eukaryota; Viridiplantae; Streptophyta; Magnoliopsida; Poales; Poaceae.